This is a messenger RNA of Annulohypoxylon truncatum, 2156 nucleotides long. RefSeq names its product ankyrin repeat-containing domain protein. The record is from RefSeq and is a predicted model, not a curated record. The transcript has 2 exons. Gene Ontology annotation, molecular function: protein binding. NCBI's taxonomy places the organism in Eukaryota, Fungi, Ascomycota, Sordariomycetes, Xylariales, Hypoxylaceae. The coding region runs from base 350 to 2008 and encodes 552 amino acids.
GCCCAUUCUGUCUCACCGCCUUUUGCUACUCCUGAUCCAAGAAAUUAUGUAUGUUUUCCGACCGCUGCCCGAACGUACGCACCCCCUUCCUCAGCUGAAUCCUGUGUUCAAGAUCGGCUUGCCUGAUAGUGGAUUACACAUCAUUUCGUGGAAAGCCCACAUACUGUAAAACAACAUCGAAUCUAGGAAUUAUGGAAUCACAUACGUCAAGCUAGUUCAUGAUACAUACCCGUCUUAUACCGUUUUGCGUACGGUCGCCAUUCAAGCCUAAAAUCCGAAUGAGUUCAUGCAAAGAUAAUUCAUACAUACCAAUUGCGAUAUUUACUGUAAAGCUGAAUAUAUCGGUAUAAUGGCAGCACGAUGUGACUCUCAGGUCAACGACCACCACAACCAAGAUGAUCCUAAACUAGAUUUGGACAUCGUCAAUAAUAACGACGGCUUAAUCCAAGACGAUGUUGUCAAGCUCAAGGGUUCAGAAUGUGCGAGGUUCAUAUCCUUCAAAAACCAGGAGUUCGCGUCUCUCAAACACCUCGGCAUGAAGGUCCCUGACCACUUUGAGAGCGAAGAGGAGCAAAUACAACAUUAUUUGUCGUACGAAGGCACUAAAGAUUAUAGAGAUGAGGAUGGCUGUACUUUGCUGCAUGGGAUAGGCGAGUCUACGCCUCUACCUAUAAUCAAGCUCCUGGCUGAAGCAGGGGUUCCGACGGAUACCAAAAAUAACGACGGCUACACUCCCUUAGCAGUGGCCGUCUGCAACAGAAAUGUCGCUGCGGUGGAGUACCUUAUCAGCCUAAAUACCGAUGUCAAUGUCAAGUUACAGGACAACUAUGCUGGCAACCUUCCACAAUUAGCUUGUUAUAACCACUCCCUCGAGAUCUUGAACUUGCUGGUUGAAGCUAAAGCGAAUCUUUCAACCUCUAACGAUGGAUUCGGGGAAUCCUUGCUCCUUGUCGCUCUUAGGAGAGGUUCUUUUGGGGACCUAAGCGUAGACUUGAUACGUUAUCUUGUGGAUGAACUUCGGUUCGACGUCAAUGCCAGCGAUGGCCGUUCAAGAUACCCUAUCAUCGAAGCUACGGCAUUCAAUACUCGCAAUAUGUCUCGCGAUUCAGAGGUAUUGAAAUUUCUCAUCAGCCGUAAGGCCGACCUUGAUGUAGUUGAUGAGGAAGGCCGCCGAGCGGUUCAUAUCGCCGCGAUUGGGCUUUGUAGCCAUGCUCUCGAGACGCUCGUCGAGGCCGGAGCCGAUAUCAAUGUCGAAGAUCACUAUGGGCGCAGGCCGAUUCACUUUGCUGCUGGUCAUUCUCCAGAUUGUUUAGAGUAUAUUCUCGAUUACGAGGUCGACAUAAACGUUCCGGAUAAAGACGGCUGGACUCCUCUCAUGUGGGCGGCGCGUUCAGGCAAAGAAUGGUCGGUUAGGAUGUUAACGAGGGUUGGAGCUGAUAUAUGGUGUCGUGGGCGUGGUUACGGGACUGAAUGGUCGGCCCUAAAGCUAGCAAGAUUUUGGAACUGGCGGGAGGCGCCUGAUGUACCAGCACUUCUCAUCCCGAGGAAACUAACGCGGAAAACAGCCGAUGGGAGAAUGGAGGUAUGGGAAAAUGAUUUCCAUAGGUCCCUCCCUUCACACCGCAAGUUCUCCAGUUGCACGAGUUGUGACAUGGAGAUCAUCGGACUUGAAUGGAAGUGUAUAGAGUGCCAUGAUAAACGUGUUCAGUUUUGUUUCAAAUGCUACAGUCACGUAUCUACUCUACACGAUCCGGAGCACAGUUUCAAAAACAUUGGCCCCCUUUACGACAACCGGCCAAUGCCCCCUGAAAAUGAUGCUAAGGACGAAGAUGAAUUCUCGGAGGAUGAAAGCGUCCAGUCCAUCGAGGAAGUUCCAGAAAUUGACGACGAUUCGAUUGUGGAGGUAGAGGACUACGACGACUGCGACGUAUCGGUAUUUGAUAACGAAAGUAUCGACAAUGAUGCUGAAUGGAUGAUGUUGUAUCACGAGCGGACUAUUAAGAUCUGAAUAGGGUGACAGUAGAGUAGUAUGCUGAGUUGUGAUGUUUAUACCCGUGGAUUUCUAAGCAGCAAUCAUAUCAUCUCCUCUCUAAAGUUAUAGGCGCAAAUUGUAUUUACUUAGGUUAUAUUCAAAUGAUCAUGGAUGUUCACAAAAA